Messenger RNA from Halichondria panicea, 2457 nucleotides. RefSeq names its product multifunctional procollagen lysine hydroxylase and glycosyltransferase LH3-like. Lineage: Eukaryota; Metazoa; Porifera; Demospongiae; Suberitida; Halichondriidae. The record is from RefSeq and is a predicted model, not a curated record. Gene Ontology annotation, molecular function: L-ascorbic acid binding; procollagen-lysine 5-dioxygenase activity; iron ion binding. Gene Ontology annotation, cellular component: endoplasmic reticulum. Gene Ontology annotation, biological process: peptidyl-lysine hydroxylation. Bases 138 to 2318 code for a protein of 726 amino acids. The transcript has 20 exons.
CUCCUGUGGUGCGACCUUUGGACCCACAUGGCCUAAACAAAAGCUUUUGUCUAUUGUACUAGUACAAGUAGUUCAUUGCACUGUAGCUAUAAGCACUGGAAUCCUUGGCAGCUAUAAGGACUCAUUGAGCUGGAGUAAUGAUGACAACUGCAAGCAUAUUGCUACUGAUGCUGUGCAGCAUUGUGUGCCUGUCUGUGGCAGAAGAAAACCUAAAGCUGAAGGUGGUUACUAUAGCUACUGAUGAAACUGAUGGGUACCUGCGUUUCAUGAGAUCGGCAAAGCUAUUCAAUCUGGACGUUGAGGUAGUAGGUAUGGGCGUGGCAUGGAAAGGUGGUGAUAUUGUGCGAUACCCCGGCGGAGGUCACAAGGUCAACCUUCUCAAGCCAGUCGUAGAGAAAUGGAAGGAUGAGAAGAACCUUAUUGUCAUGUUUGUGGACAGUUAUGAUGUGGUGUUUACUACUGGAGCUGAUUCCAUUCUAUCCAAGUUCAAGGACUUCAACGCCAGAGUAGUGUUCUCAGCCGAGGGUUUCUGUUGGCCAGACUCCUCUCUUGCUUCCCAGUAUCCUCGAGUCGGUCUUGGCAAACGAUUUCUCAAUUCUGGAGGUUUUAUGGGGUACGCCUCUGAGAUGCACUCACUUGUCAGUCAUCACGAGGUGAAGGACAUUGAUGAUGACCAGCUUUACUAUACCAAGCUCUACCUGGACAAGGAGAUCCGAGAGGAUAUGUCAAUGCGGCUGGACCAUCGUGCCCACAUCUUCCAGAAUCUCAAUGGAGCAGUUGAUGAGAUUGAACUGAGAGUAAAUGGCAGUACCUCCUACGCUUACAACACCAUCUACGACACUACAGCUACUGUAUACCAUGGAAACGGACCAUCAAAGAAGUUUCUGAACAACCUUGGCAACUACAUCCCUAGUGCUUGGAAUGAGGAGGACGGUUGUCUGGUGUGUGGGGAGUGGCGUAAGGAACUCCCCCAGGACAAAGGGACGUGGCCUAUGGUGGUACUGGCCGUAUUCAUUGAGAAGCCCAGUCCGUUUCUGGCGGAGAUGUUGGAGAGGGCCACUCAACUUGACUACCCCAAGAACAGAAUGUCUCUCUUCGUCCACAAUGCUGCUGCGUAUCACGAGGUGCUUGUGGGGGCGUGGUUUGAACUGGUGUCAGGUGACUACAGCUCCAGUCAGUAUAUCUCCUCCGACACUUCCCUCACUGAAGAAAGGGCAUACUCCACAGCAGUGGAGGCUUGUCUAGAGAAGUCAUGUGACUACCUGUUCACCGUAGACUCUCUGGCUAUGCUCACACAACCAUACACUCUACAGCGGCUUAUAGAGGUCAACAGGAAUGUGGUGUCCCCCAUGUUGGUGAGACCAUAUCGACUCUACUCCAACUUUUGGGGAGAUGUGGCGUCCAAUGGAUUCUAUGCUAGGUCACAUGACUACAACCAUAUCGCAGAGAAGCAAAGGCUUGGAGUGUGGAAUGUUGCGUUCAUCUCGGUGGCAGUGCUGAUGUCAGGACAGUGGUUGGCCGGACUGCAGCAGGAUCCCCCUUCUUGGCGGAGCAAGGAACUUGAUGCUGACAUGGCGUUAUGUGAAUGGAUGAGGGAAAGGGGUCACUUCAUGUAUGUGAGCAACCUGGAAGAGUAUGGCCACUUGCUGAAUGGAGACAAUUUCAACACGGACCACGUCAACAAUGACAUGUACAUGCUUUUCGACAAUAGACUAGACUGGGAGAAGAAGUACCUUCAUGAGAACUGGUCCAAAACCCUCGACGAGGAAUAUGUAGUGGAAAUGCCUUGUCCAGACGUCUACUGGUAUCCCAUGAUCUCGGAGACAUUCGCCAAAGAGCUUAUUGAGGAAAUGGAGCAUCAUGGUGGGUGGAGCUCUGGCAAUAACAAAGACGAAAGGUUGGAUGGAGGAUACGAGAAUGUUCCGACAAGAGACAUCCAUAUGAAACAGAUUGGAUUUGAGCCACAAUGGCUCGAGGUGAUCAAGACGUAUGUGGCCCCAAUUCAGCAGAAGGUUUUUCCAGGAUACUUCACUAGAUCGCAGGCUUUUAUGAACUUUGUGGUGAAGUACUGGCCUGCAGGGCAAGACCGACUGAGGCCUCAUCACGAUGCUUCCACCUUUACCAUCAAUGUGGCUCUCUCACGACCUGGCAUCGAUUAUGAGGGUGGUGGCUGUCGGUUCGUGCGCUACAACUGCAGUGUUACCCAGACUCGUCUUGGCUGGGCCUUCAUGCAUCCCGGACGACUCACUCACUUUCACGAAGGCCUCAUUGUUACCAAGGGAACCCGCUACAUUAUGGUGUCAUUCAUUGACCCCUGAACUCUCAAGCUUUGAACAAUUGUCUAGAACUUCUUUAAAAGAGACAAUUAGGGCCUUUGUGUGUGUAUGUAUGGAAUCAAUUGUGUGCACACUAUAUGCAUGAAUCAUUACUUUUUUGCUGAUGUUAAUUUUAGACACA